Fomitopsis serialis is the source of this 1604-nucleotide messenger RNA. RefSeq lists its product as uncharacterized. The transcript has 8 exons. The record is from RefSeq and is a predicted model, not a curated record. Bases 1 to 1362 code for a protein of 453 amino acids. Gene Ontology annotation, molecular function: prenylcysteine oxidase activity. Lineage: Eukaryota; Fungi; Basidiomycota; Agaricomycetes; Polyporales; Fomitopsidaceae. Gene Ontology annotation, biological process: prenylcysteine catabolic process; prenylated protein catabolic process.
AUGGACGUCGGUGUCACGGUCGUCCCCUUGAAACAUCCGUCUCGUCCUGGUCAACAAGGACUUGAUCCAACCAGACCCACGGAGCGCGUUGCCAUCAUAGGCGCGGGAGCUGGCGGUUCUUCAGCCGCAUUUUGGAUCGCGAAAGCCAAAGAGCGGUACGGGCUAGACGUUGAGAUGGAUCUCUAUGAACGUAAUGAUUAUGUUGGGGCCGUAAGCAGCACUGUUCUACACCCGUACAAUAACGCCGACUUGCGACCAAUCGAACUGGGGGCAUCAAUCUUCGUCGAGGUCAACAAGAACAUGUGGCGUGCUGUCGACGAGUUCGGUCUCGAAAGGGUAUCCUACAAAGACGCAAACACUGUCAUGGGAAUUUGGGAUGGCUCUCAAUUCGUCCUCUCUACGGGCGGUAGUUUCUACAGUAAUUUGACAUCUCUAGUUGGGGCACUGAAUUGGACUUCCCUCACCAGUUGCACCGCGGCCGAGUUUCUCGAUGCCGAGGACAUCAACCCGCAAUGGACGCGCGAGCUUGUGGAAGCCGCAACACGCGUCAACUACGCUCAAAAUGUUGACUCCAUCCAUGCUCUCGAGGGCCUUUGCUCACUUGCAGCUACCGGCGCGUCAAGCGUCAAGGGUGGAAAUUUCCAGAUAUUCGAACAGUUCCUGGAGCGAAGCGGCGCGUCGGUACACCUGAAUACGACUGUCAUAUCUCGCGCGUAUCGGGCGGUUGUGUUGGCGGCACCGUUGCACCAGGCCGCGAUCUACAUCUCUCCUCCAGGCUUUGCGGAGAUCCCUCCACCCCAGCCCUACGUUCGUCUGCAUGUCACGUUGCUGACCACUCCGUCUUCGUCGCACAAUCCCGCGCGUUUCAACACGAAUGAUUCCCGAGUCCCCACGUACAUUAUGACGUCGUACAACGGUGUACGCCAACAUGUCAGUCCGGAUCCUGACUUCGUCGCCAUGGCAUUCCAUGGGCAGCUGAAGAAUGCGGACGGAGAGCUAUACCAGGGUGUCCACGGUGAAGAACAUGUAGUGAAGAUCUUCUCUCGGCAGAGAUUGUCGGAUGAGUGGUUGGAAGGUAUGUUCGGCAAAGUCGGAUGGCUACUGAGGAAGGAGUGGGAUGCAUACCCCGUCUUGACUCCCACCACAACCUUCCCGUCGAUCAAACUAGCGCGUGGGCUGUACUACGUGAACGCAUUCGAACCUCUCAUAUCUACCAUGGAGACGGAAACCGUUGCAGCACGUAAUGCAGUAGACUUACUCCUGCGAGAAGAGCUCGGCGCGUCCAUCUGUCCACCUACCGAUCACCAGACGAAUGCUUCCAUCAGCACUGGCAAGGACUUCGUUCUGGGAUGGGAUUGCUAGUCUACAAGUGUUGACAUCGUCGGUCAAAACAGUGCAGUAUGAUUUCCAAGUAGAGGUCUAGUUACCGUCGCGUAGAGCAAUCUCGUAUGCCCUUUACUUCUAAGCAACGUUCAAUAGAAACCGUCUCCGGACAUCAUCAGUCUCCUCGAAAGGUUACGAACCAAAGGCGAGCAGCGCUUCGACAACAUACAACCUUUCGAACGUAUCACUCAGGCUUGCAGAACUGCAGACGCACCUGAUCA